AUGAACGCGACAAAUUAUGACAAGCAGAAGGGAAUUGUAUCAAUUGGCCCUGGGAUGAGAUCAGGCCACAUCUACGACGAGAUCAUGGACGAUGGCAUCGUCGUCACUGCAGGGCGCGUCGCCCCAGUCGGAGCAGCAGGCUUCAUCGCAGGCGGCGGCAUCUCGUAUCAUUGGCCUAGCCAUGGCUGGGGAUGCGACAACGUCAUCAACUUUGAAAUGAUACUCGCAAACGGAACGAUUCUCAACGCCAACGAGCAGCAGAACCGUGAUCUGUGGGUUGCGCAGCGUGGUAGCAGCGGGAACUUUGGCCUGAUCACCCGCUACGACAUGCGCGCGAUCUCCUACGCGAAUCCGAAAGUUCCUGUAAUAUGGGCCGGCGCCAUCGAAUAUGACUGGAGCGCGAAAAGGGAGUUCGUUGACCGCUGGGUUGCCUUUACCAAGCGCCACGCCUUGGACAUGAACAGCUCCUCCAUGUUCCAGUUCCAGUACGACACCACGAGUAACAAGUGGCAGCUCAUCACCAUCGUCUCCAACACCGCGAACAUCGCCAAUGCGAGCACACUGGAGCCCAUCAUCUCCAUGGACAAGCAACUCAGCAACGACCUGCGCUCCGACACCAUGGGCAACUUUACGCGCGAAUUCUUCGCAGAUGUGAACGACAAAUACCAUAUCUGGUUUACCUCAACGUAUACUGUGGACCCUGAUUUUAUCUUGUAUACGCAAGAGCAGCAUCAAUUACUCGUUCAGCAGCUGCGCGUUGCGCUGCCUAACGGUACGCAGUUCACUAGCUUGACCACGCACCACGCUAUCACGCCAACCGCGGUAUCGCAUUCCAACGGUAACAAUGUCCUCGGACUGGAAAAACGCGUCGCGAAUAACACCGUCGGCCACAUGUUCCUCAUCUGGGUGCAGCUCAAGACCGCACAGGACGAAGUGAUUGCUCUGCCUAUCGUGCAAGCGUGGCAUAAGAAACUUGAGAAGGAGGGGAAUAGGCGGAGGAUUAAUUGGAACUGGGAGUAUUUGAACUAUGCACAUGGGCUGCAGGAUCCGGUUAGGACAUAUGGCGAGGAGAACAUUGGGAAGCUGAGAAAGGCAUCGAAGAAAUAUGAUCCGGAAGGUGUAUUUCAGAGGCUGAGAGGGUCGGGGUUUAAGAUCCCGGUUAACUGA
Messenger RNA from Parastagonospora nodorum SN15, 1167 nucleotides. RefSeq lists its product as hypothetical. The record is from RefSeq and is a predicted model, not a curated record. Bases 1 to 1167 code for a protein of 388 amino acids. The transcript has a single exon. Lineage: Eukaryota; Fungi; Ascomycota; Dothideomycetes; Pleosporales; Phaeosphaeriaceae. Gene Ontology annotation, molecular function: FAD binding.